Monopterus albus (swamp eel) is the source of this 488-nucleotide messenger RNA. RefSeq names its product galactose-specific lectin nattectin-like. The annotation marks the transcript as partial. The transcript has 3 exons. Lineage: Eukaryota; Metazoa; Chordata; Actinopteri; Synbranchiformes; Synbranchidae. The record is from RefSeq and is a predicted model, not a curated record.
AAUAUUCAUCCUGAUGUGAAAUUGAAAGGCCUCCAUCAAAUUCUGACACUCCUGCUUCAUGUACUGAUUUCUACUUUGUUUCUUUUGUCUUGGCUACACACUUUGCUCCAUCAGGUUGCCUGUGUUGCUGGUGGGGGGAAUCUGGCCUCCAUCCACACCAAAGACCACCACGACUUUGUGAAAGGUUUGAUUCAAACCUCAGCUGGCCCAAAUAAACAAACUUGGGUUGGAGGCACUGAUGCAGUCAAGGAGGGUGUGUGGCUGUGGAGUGAUGGUUCCAAAUUUGAUUUCACGUUCUGGGGACCAAGGCAGCCUGACAAUGCCGGUAGAAGUGAAGAUUGUAUGGCGCUGGUCAAUAAGGGUUUUGCCAAUGACAUGCCCUGGACCCAGAAAAAAUUAUGUUUGUGGCAGAGUCCUGUGGGGACGUCGCACACCUGCUAGUGAUGGCGGUUUCUUUUCAAUUUAAUAAACACUAUUUUGAGCAGCAA